Mercenaria mercenaria is the source of this 1434-nucleotide messenger RNA. RefSeq lists its product as uncharacterized. The transcript has a single exon. The record is from RefSeq and is a predicted model, not a curated record. Bases 1 to 1434 code for a protein of 477 amino acids. NCBI's taxonomy places the organism in Eukaryota, Metazoa, Mollusca, Bivalvia, Venerida, Veneridae.
AUGUCAGAAGCAGGAUUCACACUUAGGUCACGGAAUUCUAACAGUCAUAAACUGAGAGAUACAGCGAGACAACUUAACAUUCUAGACAAAGACGAAGUUACCAAACUAUUAGGAUUGCGCUGGGAAUCAGAGACAGAUAUCAUGACAUACCCAGAAAGACCAAUAGAGACAACCGCAAUUACGACCAUGAGAUACAUACUGCAGAUUUACGAUCCACUUGGUUUUCUAACCCCAAUCACAGUGAAAGUCAAGAUACUACUUCAAGAUAUUUGGAAAGACAAGUUCGAUUGGGACACAAUGCUACCAAGAUCCUACCAACAGAGGUGGUUACAGAUAGCAACAGACUUGAACACAGCAAUGAAAACCCAAUUCCAGAGAUAUUACUUUGCCGAAACAGACGACAAUCAAGAUGCAGCAGACGACACAAAACUUCAUAUAUUCGUCGACGCAAGCACUCAGUCUUACGGUGCAACAGCUUAUAUUUGCAGAAGAAAUCACUCAUCAUUAGUAAUGGCUAAGAACAGAGUCGCACCAUUGAAACCCCUCAUCCUACCAAAACUUGAACUUAUGGCUGCUGUCAUAGGAGCUCGACUUUCCCAACAUCUACGAAAAGCACUAGGAAUAGACAAGAUAUAUUACUGGUCAGAUAGCCAGAUUGUUUUACACUGGUUGAGUAACCCGGAAAAACCCAACCGAUUUAUACGGAGACGAGUUGAAGAAAUAAAAAAUCAGACCGGAACCGGAAGUUGGCGAUAUUGUCCCACACAGAACAAUCCCGCAGAUCUACUUACCCGUGGAAUAUCGGCAAGCCAAUACCAAGACAACAAACUAUGGUUUACAGGUCCGCCUUGGUUAACCGAUGAGAUAAACUGGCCAAAAUGUAAAGUUCGAGACACCACUGUGCUAUCUACAAUACAACCCGAAGAUGACCAGCAAACCCGUAUUUUGCGACAACGAACACCCCAGAUUCCAGAUACGAUUGACGUAAGCCGAUUCAACAAUCUUCAGAAGCUACUUCGAGUUACGGCCUACGUCCGGAGAUUAGGCUACAUCAGAUGUGGAGGUCGUAUACACAAUGCACCCCUUGAUGAAUACACCCGAUUUCCUAUCUUAUUACCAGCGAAACACCCACUUACGCGACUUAUCGUACUUGAUGCACACCAGAAACAGCUGCAUUCGGGUAUCAGUGCAACUAUAUGCCACUUACGACAACGUUACUGGAUACCGACGAUACGACAAUGUGUCAAAUCUCUACUACGGAGAUGUAUAACAUGUCGGAAGAUCAACUCACCACCUUACAGUGCUCCAGACCCACCACCGUUACCAGCUUACAGAGUAGAAAGUUCGCCACCAUUUACUAUCACAGGGGUCGACUACAGUGGUGCGCUGUUUGUGAAGUCAGAAACCGGAUUAGAAUCGAAGGCUUACGUAUGA